AGGCCAUUAAUUUGUAACAGGGUUUAAAAGCUAGGGUUUUCUACGUAGUUGUCCGAAGAAUGUAUGUGUACCAGCCCUAAUUUUCAAUUCGAUCACAAUCAGAACCAGCCCAAAAUCUGAGCGAACAAAGCUCCGGCAACGACGAGAACAGGAACACAUCGCCGGAAAACAAAGCUGAAGAUUGAUCAUCAAGGUCGAUUGACUUCAUCUCUGAAGACCGAUAGACUUCAUCUGUCUUGCACGCGCCCUUGUAGCUCGAGGAUCUCCAUCUGUUUGUUUCUCGAGCACCAUAAGACAUUUCAAAUUUCUGAUCGUCUGUGCAGUGAAGCAUCGACUAGUAGUCCCUAACAGGAGUUCGCAAAAUGUCAAGUGGGACUGGGCUCGAAAAUCUAGUAGAUCAAACAAUUUCUGUGAUAACAAAUGACGGGCGCAACAUAGUGGGCGUGUUAAAAGGUUUUGACCAGGCUACGAACAUAAUUCUUGAUGAAUCUCAUGAACGCGUUUACUCAACCAAGGAAGGUGUCCAGCAACUUGUGUUAGGUCUUUACAUCAUCAGAGGGGACAACAUAAGCAUUAUGGGGGAGAUUGAUGAAGAACUGGAUGCCGGCCUUGAUUUGUCGAAACUGAGAGCUCAUCCUCUAAAGCCUGUUAUCCAUUGACGGGCAGUUAUUUGCUGUGUAAAGACUGUAUGUACUUGAAUUGGAUUUAGAUGAGUAAGAUUGGUUUGGAUGUUGUAUGAGGCACUAAAUGCACUUAAAAACAUGCAAUGCACUUCUUACAAAGAGGGGUUUUUGAUA
Molecule: messenger RNA, 797 nt
Organism: Rhododendron vialii
Lineage: Eukaryota; Viridiplantae; Streptophyta; Magnoliopsida; Ericales; Ericaceae
Product: sm-like protein LSM8
Exons: 7
Coding region: 363-659 (98 amino acids)
Biological process (GO): mRNA splicing, via spliceosome
Cellular component (GO): U4/U6 x U5 tri-snRNP complex; precatalytic spliceosome; U6 snRNP
Molecular function (GO): RNA binding
Source: RefSeq, a predicted model, not a curated record